AGCGUGGACGUGCAACGUUCAUCUGUGGCUCAACAAAAUCUACUUUUGUGAAUUUUCACAAGUGAGCUGAAGUGAAAUGAGCACUCUCCACGCUGAAACGCCAGUCCAACUGAGCAGGAGAUGAGCAUCUUCCCCACUCCAUCAGCGGUAUGCGGGGGUGCAGUUGACAAACGAGGGCGGCGUCAGCGUCGUCCUUAUUUGUCACUAUUGUCCGCCCGUUUCCCACAGCUGGAGAGACAAAGGCCAAAGAACAUAUGAGCAGGCCAAGAAGAAGACGCCUUGUGGGGGAAGAGGAUGAGGAGGGGUCGCUCGUUUCUUUUCCGUCUUGAUGACCAUUGCCAUCGUGGCCAUUGUGGGGAUUCAAUCACUCGAAGCAGAUUGCGUGGCCCGGUGGUCUCCGGAGCGACACAAACAAACAAACAGGGAAACGGGGGACCGUCGCUUAUCCAAAGUGCCGCUUGGCGGGUACAACCCCAUCCUUUCAAAUGAAUUCUUAUUCAACAUACGCACAACAGUGAGAAAAUUGGCCGUCCAUUAAAAGGUACAGUAUGGUAGCACGCCGACACUUUAUUUCAAUAACGCGAACGUCACAGCACAAGCACGGUAUUCUCACUUUUCAAUCCGAGCUCAUGUUAUGCCGUCCCUCAUCACCUUGGUCAAAAUGUUAACAAAUCCAACAACAAAAAAAACAGCCUGUGAUAUGAUCCUGAAAGUAUUCAUUCUAUUUAAUUGCUCCAAAGUGGUGCAUCUUGUUUUUGUUACACUACAGUCAUCCAUCGCUGUUUAAUCAACUCCAUCCACUCAUAUCUUUUUCCGCUAUGCUUGUUUACUAAACAUUCAUCAUGCGCUCUAAUUGCCGCACCAUGUUUAAUGAAAGUGAGCCAAUUUCUCCACAAUCAACUUUCUCCACUCACCAUCGUCUUUAACGUGCAUUUAUACAACAAAGUACAGAGAGCUUGCAAAUGUAGUUGGCAUAAUUAAAUCUUUUGACUUUAACACUGUUGCAUCUUUAAUAUGCUCAUUCUGCAAUCUCUGUGAACUGAACAGAAUAUUCUGGUUUCCUCUCUCUGUCACGACCGCUGGUGCUUCUUUCAUACGCACACACGAUGGGAAAGGCCGCUGGUGGGAUGGAGACGGAUUGGACCACUGGCGUGUGGGAUUGGGCGCUGACAACCUCCUGUCGUUUGUUUCUUUGGAUGCUUUAAAGCAAGCAUGGGAGCUGCGGAGGACACGAAAGUGAGGAGUAUCUUGGCAGCCCUGAUGCUGCUGUUCCUGCUGAACCACACCAACACCAUCGCCGUGGGCCCAGAAGCCCCCCGCUUGGCCCUGGCCUCGGGCCCAAAGUCCCCAGGGCAACACUAUCGUUUAAAGAGAGGCUGGAUCUGGAAGCAGCUGUUUGUCCCGGAGGAAGACCCCACGCCUCGUGUCAUCGGCCAGCUGAAAUCGGAUUCUGACCGCGGGGAGUUUGGCAUCCAAUACAUCCUCUCAGGGGAAGGCGCCGGCGACGCUUUUGAGAUCGACGAGUACUCUGGUGAGAUCCGGACGCUGAAGAAGCUGGACCGCGAGGAGAAGGCUUUCUACGUGCUCCAAGCACAAGCCAUCAACAGGCUCUCACAGGAGCCAGAGGAGCCCCAGUCUGAGUUUAUCAUCAAGGUGCAGGACAUCAACGACAAUGCGCCGAGAUUCCUCAACCAGCCAUAUGUGGCCAGCGUCCCUGAAAUGUGCCCGACCGGCACCACCGUGUUCCAGGUGACGGCCACAGAUGCGGAUGACCCCACGUUUGGCAACAACGCCAAGCUCAUCUACUCCAUUUUGCAGGGGGAGCCCUACUUCUCUGUGGAGCCAAAGACAGGGAUCAUUAUGACCUCCUGGCCCGACAUGGACCGCGAGGCCAAGGAGCAGUACCUGGUUGUGGUGCAGGUGAAAGACAUGCUAGGCAUGAGCGGCGGCUACUCGGCCUCCGCCACCGUCAGCGUCAGCCUGAGCGACAUCAACGACAACGGGCCCAUCUUCCAGCACCAUUUAUACACCUUCGCCAUUCCCGAAGACGCUGUGGUGGGAACCACAGUGGGCAGGGUCAAGGCGGAUGAUGCCGACAUCGGCGGCAAUGCCAAGAUGAACUACAGCCUGCAGGUGGACCUGGAGGAGAACGCCACCUUCACCGUGCACACCGAUCCUCUGACACAAGAGGGAAUCAUCCUGCUGGCCAAGCCGCUGGACUACGAGACCAAGCGGCGCUACGCGAUGGUGGCGGAGGCCAUCAAUGAGGAUGUCGAUCCUCUCGUCCUGUCCCCGGAUGAGUUCUCGGACCGGACCACGCUGAAGAUCAUGGUGGAUGACGUGGAUGAGCCGCCUGUCUUCCUCUCGCCAGUCUACGAGUGGAAGGUGGCGGAGAACGCAGCGGUGGGGAUCGCGGUCGGCGCAGUAAGCGCCCGGGACAACGAUGCCGCCAACGACGCCGUCAGAUAUUCCUUGGAUAAACACAGCAGCGCAGGAAAGGCUUUUUCCAUCGACCCACAUGACGGAACCAUCACCAUCGCCAAGCCUCUAGACCGAGAGACGUGCGCCUGGCACAACCUGACCGUCGUCGCCAAAGAAACCACGUUGAAGAGUUUAUCCUCCUCGGUCCUGGCGUCCAUCCAGGUGCUGGACAUAAACGACAACGCGCCGCAGCUGGCUGGCCACUACCAGCCGUAUAUCUGCGAGGGGACGCAGGCAGGGGAGCUCAUUCAGCUGCUCAGCGCCACCGAUCCCGACCAGCCUCCCGAGGGUCACCACUUCUACUUCUCCAUGGUCCCCGACAAACACAUCAAUCCGAACUUCACCAUUCGCGAUCACCAAGACAACACGGCGGGCAUCGUGGCACGCAGGAGCACUUUCACCCGCAGGGACCGGAGACGCUACCUCCUGCCCGUGGUAGUGACGGACAGCGGCUCGCCGGCCAUGUCCAGUACCGCUACGCUGACCAUCAGCGUGUGCAGCUGCCAGCCCGCCGGCCACUGUCCCUCCGGGGGAGUGGAGGCCCUGGCUCUCUCCAUGGGGGUCACCCUGCAGACCUUUGUCACGCUUCUCGUGUGCCUGCUCUUGGCCGCAGCAUCGUCAGUCCUCACGCUGCUACUUUGGCGGCACAGACGCAAGCAAAAGGCGGCGCGGAAGAAGGCCAGUGAGCUGGAGCUGGAGCUGCCCGACACCGUGUCGCAGAAGGUGUUGUACUACGCCCAGAGUGGUGCGCCGGGCCUGGACCCGGGCCUCCCGGUGGUCCCGCUGCGCCCACACUCCAGGAGGCGCCAGAAGCGGCUGGCGCGGGACGAGGUCCGGGCCAGCAUCCGCAUGUCCCUGCGAGAGUCUCACCUCGUGGGGCCAGAGGACGACGUCUUCAGGCAGUUCAUCUUGGACCGGCUGGACGAGGCCGACGGAGACCCGUGCGCCCCGCCUUUUGACUGCCUGACGGCGUACGCGUACGAAGGCUCGGGAUCCUCGGCCGGCUCGCUCAGCUCGCUCGAGUCGUGCGGUUUGGAGAGGCCUGCCUCGACUCCCACAUCUCCUUGGGCCAGAUUGUCGCCCUGGUACGGCGGAGUGGAGGAGGACACGGUCUUUUGAUGAGCCCAAUCCCAGGUGUGAAAAGAAAAACAAGCAUGAGGCAGCCACGCUCACUCACUGCUAAUUGCGGUGCUAUUCGGAUCGAAAAUGGUUCACUUCUCUCACGUCGUGCUUCUCCUUCAGGGUCACUGUUGUCACACUUUUUUUUUUUACAUUUCACUGUUUGCUUGACUUUUUGGGGUGUCGGGCUUUUCUUAUUCUUGCUCUGUGUUUCUUUUUCGGGCCUUGGUGUUUGCCGUGUUCUUGCUUUGCGUCUCUUUUUCAGACUUUAGUGGAGCACACUGUCGUCAUGCUCCCACUCCGUGCCUCUUUUUGUUUACCACGCGGCCGUCAGGCUUUGUACCAUCGUCCCGCUGUACUUCUUCUCAACAAAAGCCUGAAAAAGAGGCACAAAGUGCGAUAACCGUAUAUAAUAUGUAUCAAUAUAUAUUUAGACAUAAUUAUAAUAUUUAACUCAUUCACUCCCAAAGACGUUUUUAAACGUCUUUUCAGACUUGGUGCGGAAUUGGCUGGUACUGAAUGAGUUAAUUAAUAUAAAUCGGUUAAUUUCCCCCUGCACCACUAGUGCAGUGACCGCGAUCGACCGGUUGGACAAAAAAAAGCCUUACCAAAAAAAAAAGUUUGAAUUAUUUUUCAUAUUUUAUUGUCAUCGUUUAUGCUUUAAUACGUUGCUUCUCGCUACCGUAUUAUUCUGCCCAUGUAAAAGACCCACAUACAGUAUUACUGACCUGUAAUUUUCAUUUCACGAUGCAAUUUACAAUGGAUUAUUAUUUACGGCAGGUGUGAAUGCUCAUCAUAAAGCGGGGGUGUGUGCACUAGUGUAUUUUUCUAAAUAAAGAUCAUAUUUCCUGAA
This is a messenger RNA of Hippocampus zosterae (dwarf seahorse), 4453 nucleotides long. It is a transcript of the gene cdh19, whose product is annotated as cadherin 19, type 2. Gene Ontology annotation, cellular component: catenin complex; adherens junction; plasma membrane. The transcript is spliced from 15 exons. The record is from RefSeq and is a predicted model, not a curated record. Gene Ontology annotation, molecular function: cadherin binding; calcium ion binding. Lineage: Eukaryota; Metazoa; Chordata; Actinopteri; Syngnathiformes; Syngnathidae. Gene Ontology annotation, biological process: cell-cell junction assembly; calcium-dependent cell-cell adhesion; cell morphogenesis. The coding region runs from base 1213 to 3600 and encodes 795 amino acids.